AUGGGAAGGAAGAAUAAAGAAGAGGAAGAAGAACAAAUAAAUGAAAUCUCAACUUUUGUGAGACCGAGUGUAGAAAAGGAAUAUGCAGAAUCAGUUCAAGCUCAAACACUUAGAAAAGAGAGUCAAAGUAAACUUAAAGUAGCAAUUAAAGAAUGUGUAUCAUACUACUUUUCAAACAAUUCAUCACCCAUUACAAACACCAUUCAUGAACAUUUAUUAGGUCCAAUUUGUUAUCAAAUUGAAGCUUUUAUUUGUCAUAAAUUAAAACAAAAUUCUAAAAUAUGGGAAAUCAUUCAAUUAUUACCAAAUUUAAAAAAGGAUUUAAAAAAUCCUUUAUUGGCAGAUAGUAGAGCAGUAGAUUGGAAAGAGGAAUUUGAUUAUAUUAAUAGUUCAAGUGAAGUGACGAGUGAUUUGGGUAAAGCAAGAGCCUGGAUUAGAAGAUCAUUAAAUGAAUCAAUAUUGAAUCAAGCCAUUGAAAUAUUGACAUCGAAUCAAGAUAUCAUCAAAACCUAUUAUCAAGAAGACUCUAUUCUUAGACACAAAGAAGAUGCUGAUUUGUUUCGUUCCAUCUUGGUAUCAUUGGCAACUCUGCAAUUUCAAAUAGAUUAUAAUAAUAGUAAAUUGGAUCAUGUCAACAUUGACCCUUCAUGUCUAUCUCCACUUCAUCCUUUUUAUUUGGAUUUCCAAAGACAACAUAUAAUAGUAAAGGAUGAUAAUGAAUCUACUACUUCUUCUUCUUCUUCUUCUUCUUCAACAACAGUAGGACCAACAAAAGUUUUGGUAAAGAAAAAAAAAGUUCUAAAAUCACUAACAAGAAAUAUUAAUUUGGAUGGUGAGGAUGAAUUUGGUCAAGGUGAGGCGGUUGCAGUUGAAGUUCAAGCGGUGCCUGAAAAGAAAACAAAAAUCAUAAAAAGAAUUACAAAAAUUAAAAAAGUAGUAAAAAAAGUUAAACAAGAAAAAGAAAAUGAAGAUCAAGAAGAAAAAGAAAAAGAAAAAGAAGAAGAAAUCAAUCCUCCAAUAGUAGUACAACAACAACAACAAGAAAUUAAUUUAUCUUGUAAUGAACAAGAAGAAGAGGAAGAAGAGGAAAAAGUAAAGGAACCAAUUGUUCCAAUUGAUGAUAUUCUUUCAAGUGAUGAAGAACAUAAUCGUAUAAUGUUAAAAAGAUCAAUGGAAAUUCAAGAACAACAAGGACCAAUAUUAACAUUAAUGGAGGAAUUGGCAUUAUUAGAUCCAACAACAGUUAAUAGUAGUACUAUUAGUAGUAAUAGUAGUAUUUCUAGUAAUUAUUAUGAAAAAUCUUCCGAUGAUCCUGUUCCCAAUCAUCCUCCUCCUCCUACUACAACUACUACUCAUAAUGUUUCAGAUUUUAUAUUUUCACAAAAACAAGCACAACAACCAUGUCAUCAUUUAUCAAUAGAAGAGGAAUCAAUGGUAUUUGACAAGAUUGAUCAAUUUGAACAAUUGUUGCAAGAAAAACAUCAUCUACAAGAAAAGGAUGAUAAUAUAAGAAUUCAUCAUUCUAGUACGCUGACAGUAUCAGUUUCAACAAAUGAUAUUGCUCAACAAUUCAACUAUAGUCAUCAUAAUAAUUCAGCUACCACUUCUUAUGUAUCAGAUGAUCUAAGUGAAGAUAUCAAUGAUAUUACUACAAUCAAUGAUUCAAUGAAUCAUGAUACUUUGGAAUCGUAUGAUGAUUUACUUUUGGAUCCAACUAUUCAAUUUUUAAUUCAAAGUGCAAAAGAUUUACCACCUCCAUCUUCAUCUUCAACUACACCAAAUUAUGAUUCACCACCACAAACUUCUUUAUCUUCUUCAUCUUCUUCCAUUUCACCUGUAAAUAUUAAUAAUAAUCAAAAUAAUCAAAAUAAUCAAACAAAAUCAACUUUUACUUCUUCUAAUUCUUCAUCUAAUAUUUCAUCUCCAUCUUCAUUUAAAUGGGCACCAUUAAGAAAAAAAAUAUUAUUUACUAUACCUACUCAAGGAACAUUGCAAGAACAAAAUUAUCAAUGUUAUGGUUGUGCAAAAGAUAUAUCUGGAAUAUUUUCAUUGUCAAGAUAUUGUGAAUAUAGUGGAAAGUAUUAUUGUUCUGGAUGUCAUUCUAAAAAGUAUUGGUACAUUCCUGGUAAAAUUCUAACCAAUUGGGAUUUUAAACAAUAUUAUUUGGCCAAUUUCUAUUAUGAAUUUUUGGUGGAAAUGGAAAAGGAACCAGUUUAUGAUUUGGGUAAUGUCAAUCCCAAACUGUACAAAAACAAUCAUCUCUUGCGUAUUAGAAAUCUUCGUAGACAAAUGUUUCAUCUCAAGGACUUUUUAAUUACUUGUACAAGAGGUGGACAGGCAUUGCUUGAACUUUUGGGUCGUAGUGAGUAUUUGGCAAACUCUAUCGAUUUGUUUUCGCUUGGAGAUUUGGUCAAUUACAAACAACUUUUGGAAACAUUAAGACAAUUGGUGGCAAAGUGGUUGGAUCACGUUGAAAAGUGUGUACUAUGUCUUGCCAAGGGAUUUGUUUGCGAGUAUUGUGACGAUCACACUGCAAUCUAUCCCUAUCACAUUUCUACCGUCUCUCAAUGCUCCAAUUGCAAGAGUUUCCAUCACAACAAAUGUCAACAACUUGGUAAACAAUGCCCAAAGUGUCUAAGACUUGCAAAACAAAGAAUUUUACAAAACUUUGAAAAGGCUCGUAAACUUGAAAAAGAAAAAUUAGAAACUGAAAAAAAUAAUCUUAUAAUGAAUUAA
This is a messenger RNA of Cavenderia fasciculata, 2736 nucleotides long. Its product is annotated as RUN domain-containing protein. The transcript has 5 exons. Lineage: Eukaryota; Evosea; Eumycetozoa; Acytosteliales; Cavenderiaceae. The coding region runs from base 1 to 2736 and encodes 911 amino acids. The record is from RefSeq and is a predicted model, not a curated record.